This is a messenger RNA of Penicillium daleae, 1875 nucleotides long. It is a transcript of the gene pbs2, whose product is annotated as mitogen-activated protein kinase kinase PBS2. Gene Ontology annotation, molecular function: ATP binding; MAP kinase kinase activity. NCBI's taxonomy places the organism in Eukaryota, Fungi, Ascomycota, Eurotiomycetes, Eurotiales, Aspergillaceae. The record is from RefSeq and is a predicted model, not a curated record. Gene Ontology annotation, biological process: cellular hyperosmotic response; MAPK cascade; protein phosphorylation. Bases 1 to 1875 code for a protein of 624 amino acids. The transcript is spliced from 2 exons.
AUGGACGCCGAUCGCGAUCCCCCCGCGGAGAGCCCACGGGGCGACUCCAGCUCACCGAGCCUCGAGCCUACCUCGCCUGCUGCGCUGGCUCACAAUGCGUCGACCCCCUCGCUCCAGCCAUUCCGCGAUCCUUCCGCCGGCAUCACACCGUCCUCCACGCCCUUGGGCCAGAUCAACGCUGCGCGGCGCGGCGCGGGGACCCCGCCACGUCCGCAGGCGUCCAUGAGUGCCCAAGGCGUUGGGGGAUUGAACCAGGACAUCAUGGCCAAAAUGAAGGCUUUCUCUCUCUCCCGACAGGGCGCUCCACUAGCACACGUUGCUUCUACAGGCACAGUACCAACGGCGCAUGAGGCCGGCGCUGGCGGGGCCCUCGCCGGGCGUAUGCCGCCAGCCGCCCGGCCCAGCAAUAAGAAUUGGGCCUCAUCCCCCGCGAUCACGGCUUCGGUGUCUAGUUCCGCGUCUCCGCGCCCGGGAGGUUUGGCAGCAAAGCGCAUGAAACCUGGUCUUAAGCUAUCCGAUGUGACCGGCGGGCUGCCAACGCCCGCACCGAACGGGACGGAGCAGAAGAAGGAGGGAGAGCAGAAUGGGGUAUCUGUGUUCAGCAAGUAUUCCGAAUUUAUCGACACGAAAGCCGGGACAUUGAACUUCAAGAACAAGGCAAUUCUGCAUGGUGGUGGCGUCGAGUUUUCAUCAGGACACAGUUUUAAGAUCUCGUUGGACGAGGUCGAUCGAUUAGAUGAGCUGGGCAAGGGCAACUAUGGUACCGUCUACAAAGUACGACACAGCCGCCCACACCUCCGAAAACCUGGCUUGGGUUUGAGUGGGAUUGUUAGUCGCCAGCCUGGGCAGGAUGAGACCAGUUCAGCAAUUGGACCUCUCGAUAAUCUUUCUGGUGUGAUCAUGGCCAUGAAGGAAAUUCGGCUGGAGCUGGACGAGGCCAAGUUUGCACAAAUCAUCAUGGAGCUGGACAUUCUACACCGCUGUGUCUCGCCCUUCAUCAUUGACUUCUACGGCGCCUUCUUCCAAGAAGGCGCUGUCUAUAUGUGCGUGGAGUAUAUGGAUGGUGGGUCCAUUGACAAGAUCUACGAGGGUGGCGUGGUUGAGAACAUCCUGCGCAAAAUCACCCUUUCCACUGUCAUGGGAUUGAAAGCGCUCAAGGACGAGCACAAUAUCAUUCACCGCGAUGUGAAGCCUACCAACAUCCUGGUCAACAGCCGAGGGCAGAUCAAGAUUUGCGAUUUCGGUGUUAGUGGCAAUCUAGUCGCUAGUAUUGCCAAGACCAACAUCGGGUGCCAGAGUUAUAUGGCUCCUGAACGAAUUGCGGGCGGCGGUAUGCAGCAGUCGGGCGCCCCGAGUGCCGGGACAUAUAGCGUGCAGAGCGACAUUUGGAGUUUAGGUCUGUCGAUCAUUGAAUGUGCGAUGGGCCGGUAUCCUUAUCCACCGGAGACCUUCACCAACAUAUUCAGUCAGCUUCAUGCAAUUGUCCACGGCGAACCCCCCACUCUCCCCGACGAGGGAUUUUCUGAAGAAGCACAUGCAUUCGUCCACGCUUGUCUUGACAAGAACCCCAAGAACCGACCUACCUACAACAUGCUCCUCCGCCACCCUUGGCUGGCACCUCUGAUGCGCCCGCCAACGGAGGCUGACGCCGAGUCCGCCUCCCAAACCUCCGAAGCCCCUGCACAUCGCGAAACCCCCUCCUUCUUGACAGAAGACAGGGAAGUUGCGGAAUGGGUCCAGAAGCAGCUCGAACGCCGCAAAGCCGGCCUCUUGCACGACGCCAAGAAACCAGCCCUGCACGCUGUGGCUCUUGACAAAGUCGCCACUAGUCCCAUUUACGACGGAGAGCCGCCCAUUCCGCCGCAGGCAGACUGA